UGUAAACAAGCAUGGCGCAGUUUGUCCAACAUGACCCGUCGGCGUUGAGAAUUAUUCACGUUUUGAAAGAAAGUUGUUGUCAGUUUUCCGCUAGCAAGGCUCUAGAAUGGAAAAAGAUUAGCAUUUGCAAAAGGUCACGAGAUCUGAAAGAAGGAGAAUUUGUGAUCCCUAAAGGAAGCACAUCCAAAGCUAUCGAAGAGACUCCCUCCAUUCUGCUGGAGUAUCUUCAGUCUCAGCUACCCCGACUCAGCACUGUGGAUCUACCUGUUACGUGUGUUGACGCGGACAAAUACAAUCAUGCAAGGUUACAUGUUGAUAGACCAAAGAGUUUUUCAAAUAUCAUCAGGCUGGUUGAACAAAGGGGAGACAACUAUGGCAACUGUCAGCAUAGAUCUUCACAUCCUGUGGUGCUGAACCCAGCAGACUUUCUUUGUAUCAAUGAUGAUGACUUCAUAGCCACACCAGCUCAUAUCCGAUAUCUCAUAGUGCUCCAGCAUGUGAAACACUUACUAUCUGCAAAUGGGUAUCACAUAGAGCAGGUUCCAGUUGCGAGGUCAGCCAAACUAGGUGACAUUUCAGCUUCUCUUGGACUUGAUUCCUGUGUAUCAGCAACAGAAGAUGAGAAUCGUUGCCAUGACGUCAUGGCCAGAUUGAGAGACUCUCGGUACAGGGAGCAGCUGGGUUCUUUGAAUAAACAGAAAGAUGAUAUUGAAGAUGUUGAUGAAGCUGGUGACAGACAACACGCUGUGUUUAUUAACUUGAGACAUUUCAUGGAGGAAAACCAUAUAGAUGCUGGAAAGACAGGGUUUGAUAAGAAUUUGUCUCUCGUGGAUGUUUGUCAUGAAGAUGGUCCGACUGACAACGUCCUGCACAUCUCAAGGUUAAAAGAAUGUUUAUCACAAACGAUGGAGUCUACAGCACAUGUGAUACACGUGGUCUCCGAGAGUCGAGCCUUCACCCAGCAACAGACUGACCUAUUGUUGAGGAUUGCAGGGGUGGAGGGGUUGGUGGGACAGACCCAUUUUGUCCUGGGGUCGGUUACAGGAAGGUCAGGCCAACCAUGCAGCAAAACAGCUCAGGAGUUUAUUCAAUUGAGGCUGGACCAGAUGAGAGAGGCGUCCAUCAUGAAAUAUGGGGAUGAAGUUCAAGGACAGGGAUGGGAGACAACUCUGUCAGGGAUGUCCUCAGCCAGCAUUGCUUUCGAGAUGUUGACUACAUCCAGUAGAAACAGUGUGAAGUUGGACGUGUCUGAUGAGGACCGUAUGGGUGCGGAGAACCGAGCGGGGGCAUUUGUCAUGUACAACUGUGCCAGAUUGUCUACCCUCUUUACUCAUUUUGAGGAGGCUGUUGAGAAAGGAAUCUACCCACCACUCCCACCUGUUGCAGACGUCAAGUUUGAGCAUCUUAGACAAGAGGAGGAAUGGGAGCUUAUGUUUAACUACAUCUACCCAUACCCUGACCUCGUGGAACAGUGCGUGGAGAAAGUGGCGCCCUCUGCUGGAGACAUACAGGCUCGCAUACACACACACAAGAUCAGUAACUUCCUCAUCAACUUGAGUCGGUGCCUGAGCUCCUACUACAGCAGAGUGCACAUCCUCGGGGACGGCAGGCCCCAUCUUCUGCCGCUGAUGUACGCACGGCUUCACCUGAUGAGAGCUGCCCACCGCGUCAUCAAGAAUGGUCUUAACCUGAUGGGGAUACAGCCCUUCUCGCAGCUGUAACAGUCGCGCCAUAUCACUCUGACAGUUGGUGUGGGGCUGGCACAGUGACAGUUCCAGAAACACUUAUGGACUAGAGAUUGACAAGACAUUAAAGCAGAGAUGAAGACGAUAAUUUGUUAAUUCAACAAUACAGCUUACACACAUAUGUAAUAUAUAAAAGAAAAUUACGUAUUUUUUCCAAUCUCCAUAGACAGUCUCCAUGGUGUAGACUAUCUGCCUGGACAGCGGAAGAUCGGUAGUUCGAUCCCCAGCCACAUCGUACUAAAAGGUGUUAAAUGAUAAUACUUGUUGUUACCCUGCCUGGCGCUUGGCAUUAAGAGAAUAAAACAAAGUCUGGUCUUCUCCAGAUUCA
Molecule: messenger RNA, 2073 nt
Organism: Haliotis rufescens (red abalone)
Lineage: Eukaryota; Metazoa; Mollusca; Gastropoda; Lepetellida; Haliotidae
Product: DALR anticodon-binding domain-containing protein 3-like
Exons: 12
Coding region: 12-1721 (569 amino acids)
Biological process (GO): tRNA C3-cytosine methylation; arginyl-tRNA aminoacylation
Molecular function (GO): arginine-tRNA ligase activity; tRNA binding; ATP binding
Source: RefSeq, a predicted model, not a curated record